Messenger RNA from Prorocentrum cordatum, 443 nucleotides. Lineage: Eukaryota; Dinophyceae; Prorocentrales; Prorocentraceae. The record is from the annotation of a GenBank genome assembly.
GCUGUCGGCGGAAGAGCACCAGGCGCGGCCCUCUGCGACAAGAUGGGCGACGCUACGCAUGCGAAGCGGCACCGCGCGGCCGCCAAUGCGCCCGCGGCUUCGACGAAAAGCGAGAGCCUGCUGGCGCAGUUGUCCAGGGCCCACUCCAAGGCCAGGACCGCGGAGGAGAAGUUGGACGCCGCGGCCCACGCGGAUGUCUUGCGUGACGAGCUCGAGCAGACAGAGUCUGAGCACGGCGAGCUGGACAUCCUUGAUGCCGACAAGCUGCCCAACCUGCUGAACCUGUCAGCGAUUGGCAUCUUCGAGAUGGACGAGCUGGAAUACGAGCUCACGCCUGGCAUCUCUUCGCUGGUCGCCAGCUCGCUCAAGGACUGGAAGGCCAAGGUGGACCCACUCCGCGCUGACCAUGAGGCCCACCUCAAGAGGCCGGCGGCCAAGCGCAG